Molecule: messenger RNA, 1017 nt
Organism: Ceraceosorus guamensis
Lineage: Eukaryota; Fungi; Basidiomycota; Exobasidiomycetes; Ceraceosorales; Ceraceosoraceae
Exons: 1
Coding region: 339-914 (191 amino acids)
Source: RefSeq, a predicted model, not a curated record
AAAGCGCGUCAUCUCUCCUCGGAACCCCAUGACGAAUCCACUGCUCCGUACCCACACUAAACGGCCUUGGGUGAGGCGAGGUGCGCUUGGCGUGGCAGAGCGGAGUGCGUCAGUGACAGAAGCCUCGUGCCCUCGAAGCAUCUGCACCUGAUCUUCUCGAGACGCAUUUGCCAUGCGGGACUUGAGCUUACUGUCACAGAGUGUGGGGGGUGGAGAGGGGGAUGCGCCAGCCUCUCUUUCGACGUUUUGCGGAUGAGGGACCUCUCUGCCUGUCCCAGAUCAUAUAUCUAUCCUCGCACUGAGCUGGGAAGCUCCAUUGCGUCGUAGCGAAGGAUGACAUGCGCGUGAGGAUGACAUGCGCAUGCUUUAUAUCGGCGAAAGCUCAUCGACGACGCCGUGUUUCUGGUGCCGUGCUGACCACCGAAGCGAUUGACCAGGCAGACGUGACGCGACCUACCCCCGUCUCGGUCAUUCGGGCCUAUCGCUAUCACGGAGAUAGCAGCGUCCAGUCGAGGUUUGAUCAGCCACAGUCGCAGCUAGCGUUCUUUGGAGUACUUGGCAUCAAAGUCAAGCAGUCCGGGUUGCCUUGCAUGAGGUCGGCGGACACUCGCCGAACUCGCCAUCACUUGUGCCGCGUACUCGAUACGCGCUCCAAUCCAGAACGGCCAAGGGAUGUCGGCUUGUCAGCUGACAUGAGCUCGUGGAGCACAAGCCUGGUAAAACCACACAUGAGGCGCCUUGCUCCACCGUGCUCGCGUUGCAAACACAGAGGCCUGAGCAUGCUACAGCGAACACGUCGAAGCGAACGCGCGCCCGACCGACAUUCGAGCACUUGGGGAACCCCUCGGUGUCUCUUGGGCAGGCCAUGGGCCGCCGGAUCGUUUGCCUCGUCGCAGAGAGUCCCUCGUCAGUGAGCGUCAGUAUUUGGCGGUCAAUUUCAUGCCUUCGGAAGAGCUGCUGCGCGCCUGACUCGGUAAGUAUGAUCCGUUCUUCACUCGCAACUCGGCUGCGAUGAUA